GCCUCGAGGCCCCUCGCUGACACGGCAGGCGGCGCCGCGGCCAGGCUAGCCUCUCGGACCCGGAGCCUCCGCGGGCUGCACAGUCGCCCCGCGCGCCGCUCAAACGCAGACCCCGGCUGUCCCCGCGGCCGCGCACGAUCCGGACGGCGGAAGACGUGCCGGCGGGCAUGGGCUGCUUCUCGCCGGAGCUGUGGCUGCGGCAGCUGCUCAGCGGCCCGGGCCUGGGCCUCGCCGCGGCCCUGCUGCUGCUGGUCCUGUGCCUGCGCGCCCGGCGCACCAGGAGACCUGGUGAGCCUCCACUGAUAAAAGGCUGGCUCCCUUACUUUGGAGAAGCCCUGAAAUUAGCGAAAGAUCCCAUAGGUUUCAUGGCUACUCUCCAAAAGCAGUAUGGUGAUACUUUCACUCUUCUCCUAGGGGGAAAGUACAUCACAUUUAUCCUGGACCCUUUCCAGUACCAGCCAGUGAUAAAAAAUCAAAAAUUAAGCUUUCGAAUAUUCAGUAAUAAAAUAGUAACGAGAGUAUUUGACGUCAAAAAGUUGAUAAUGGAUGAUGAGAUGAAUGACGAGCUUCACACCUCCUACCAGUUUUUACAAGGGAAGCACUUGGACUCACUCAUGGAAAACACAAUGCAGAGUCUAAGACAAGUUUUUGAACCCCAACUCCUAAAAACCACAAGCUGGGACACAGCAGACCUGUUCAAAUUCUGCAGCUCAGUAAUAUUUGAGACGACAUUUACAAGUCUACAUGGGAAUUAUCUGGCAGAUGAUAGGAAGACAUUUAUUACUGAAUUAAGAGAUGAUCUUUCAAAAUUUGAUGACAAAUUCCCACAACUGGUAUCAGGCAUGCCCAUUGAGCUUCUCAGAAAUAUCAAAUCCAUUCGAAUGAAACUUAAAAAACACUUGACAACAGAAAACUUAGCUAAAAUACAAGGAUGGUCAGAAAUUAUUCAAAGGAGGCAGGAUACCCUGGAGAAAUACUAUACACCCGAGGACAUUGAAAUAGGAGCACAUCAUUUAUCCUUUCUCUGGGCCUCUGUGACAAACACCACUUCAGCUAUGUUCUGGACGAUGUAUUACCUUCUACGGCACCCAGAAGCUAUGGCAGUGCUGCGUGAUGAAAUUGACCAUUUGCUGCAGUCAACAGGUCAAAAGAAAGGGCCUGGACUUUCCAUCCACCUCACCAGAGAACAAUUGGACAGCCUGAUCUACCUAGAAAGCACCAUUCUCGAGGCCCUACGGCUGUGCACGGUUUCAGGCAUCUUCCGUUUUGUUCAAGAGGACUUGACACUACAUCUAGAGACCCAGGACUACCGUCUGCGAAAGGGAGACUUCGUGGGCAUCUUUCCUCCCGCCCUACACUACGACCCUGAAGUCUUUGAAGCCCCAGAGGAGUUUAGGUUUGAUCGUUUUAUAGAAGACGGUAAGAAGAAAACCACCUUUUAUAAAAGAGGGAAAAAGCUGAAGCAUUACGUCAUCCCAUUUGGAUUCGGAAUCAGCAAAUGCCCAGGCCGAUUUUUGGCGUUUGUUGAAAUAAAGCAGUUGUUGGUUAUACUUUUAACUUAUUUUGAUUUAGAAAUAAUUAGUGAUAAGCCUGCAGCACUGAACUUCAGCCGCGUUUUGCUUGGUGUUCCAUAUCCAGAUUGUGAUGUUUCAUUUAGGUACAAAGUAAAAUCUUAAAGAAGCUAAAAGGAAAAGAAAUCUAUCAAAACUAACCUAACUGUGUUUAGCUCAUUUAUUUGUUUUAAAUUUCUUCAAAUGUAAUUGCUUUUGUUUGUUUGUUUGUUUAAAAAGCACUAAUUUCUAUUUGAUCUGAGAUCAAUCCAGUUUGUACUUGGUCACAAAAUGCAUCAUAAAAAAACCAGGAUGGUGGCAUGAGAAUGGACAUCAAAAUCAACAUAAUGAUAAAUUUUAAAUAAAUUUUUUAAGUUUCUAUGUAUUGAGAUUUGGGGGCUGUCAUAGUAAAUGUGCCUCCACAGCAGUAGGUUUGACACUGGGAUUUUUUUAAGUCAUAAAUUCUCCUCUAAUAUGUAAAAAUACACUUUAUGUACUAAUAGAAAUUUGUGCUGGAAAUGGGCAGGAGUCUAACAAAUUCCAAGUUCUCAGAGAAGAAGGAAAUUAAAUUUCCAUGAGACACACUGGAUGAAAAUGUUCCCUUCAAGUGUAAUAUCAAUAAUAUCUAUAUUGCCAGGGUACGUUUGCAUUAAAUGAGUUUUGCAGUAGAUUAAAUGCUUCAACUUCACUUCAAUAUUUAAUCAUCCAUAAAUGUUCUUUAUUGCUUUGUAUACUGUGGCUCAAUGGAACAAAAUUUCUUGUUAUAUAAGGCCACUCAUGUUCAAGUUAGAUACUGGUAAGAUUUAUCAGUAUAAGAACACACGAAAACCUAUUAUAUAUUCAGCAAUUGCCCUAGGCAUUAGUAUUAGGUUUAUUGUGGGAGUGAAUGCUGAAAUCAUUACAGGAUUGAUUAUAGCAUUGGACUCUAGUGUAAACUCUAAGGGUUAUGCCCGUAUUGCAAUUAACUUUCCUAAAUGCUUUCAUUUAUAUCAACUGAGAAACUAGAUACCAGUAUUUGUUCUUGACACCUCACCUCUUGGACUUGGAGUUUAUUUGCAUUAUUUGAAUGGCAAUGUUACGUACUACAGUAUAAUUCCAUAUGCCACAAUGAAGCAUUGUGCGGAUGGUUCAAAGAUUUCUAAUAUCAGAUUGUCUGGCAUCUGGCCUAAAUGCUCAUGCUGUGUAUAAACAGGCAGAGCAGGUGAUUGCACCCAGUUAAUUCACACUGCAUUUACAGGAACUUCUAGUAUUUCAGAAAUGCACUAUUGUUUUCAAAAAGGAAAUUGAUUUUUUAAAUAGCAUUGUAAAAUAUUACCCAUACUUAAGAACUAAAUAGGUUUCCUAGCAUUUAUUUUCUCCUCCCCGAAGUACAUGCUCUAAACGUACCUUCGGGAAGCCCUGCUGGUCUAAACUUUGUUUUCGCUGGACUGGAGAUGUUUUCAUUUUUGCCCGCGUUUCUGAAAGGUGCUCUGGCUAGGUGCACACGUCUAGACUGACAGUUACUUCCUCGCGGCACUCUGAAGACAUCUCAUGUUCUUAAGGCUGCCCUUGUUCUUACCAAGAGGGUAGCCUUCAUUCAGUUUAAUUAUUCAGUAGGUUGUCUGCCUCUUUCCGCUGCUUUAACGUGCUCCCUUUGUCUCUGAUGCGCUUGGUUUCUGUUUAUCAUGCUUGCAUCUCCUGGUGCUUCUUGAGUCUGAGAACGUGUCUUUCAUCAAGUGUGGAAUAUUCACAGCCAUCUUCUCUUUUAAUAUCUCCUCUCUCAGGCUCUGCGUUAGGGCCUCUCCCCCUGUACCCCAUGUUGUUUGACCUUUUCUCCUCAUAUUUUCUAUCUCUAAUUUACAUUCUGGGUGAUUUCUUUGGAUCUUUAGAUCUCCCUCCCAGUUUAUUCUGUUCUUUACCUCAUCUACUGAGUUUGUUUCUUCCUUCUUUCUGUUUUAACCUUGGGUUCAUAUGACUGAGUGAUCACAUUUCUUAUACCCCCUUAGCUCAUGGUACACAAUUAUAAUUGAUCCAGACAAGGCCUCUCUGGCUUUAUUCACGCGUUCUGUUAUAGCCCAAAUCGCUACCAUUAUACCCUUCCCCAUCAUAGGCAAAUAUUCUAAUGUGCUUGGUGUGUAUCUUUUUGUUUGAAUGUGUUUUUAUAAAACAUAUAUUAUUACCUUGGGUGCAUAUGUUGUUAAUUUAUGUAAAUGUAUUUUCUAUACAUCAUGUUCUUAACUUUUUUACUAAGCUCUAUAUUUUUAAAGAUAUAUCCAUAUUGCUUUUUAUAUAUAUGAAAUCUAUUGCUUCUAACUGCUGUAAAGGAUUCCAUAAUGUGUACUUGCCAUGUUUUAAUGCUCUGUUCACCCAGUGAUGGAAACUGUGUUGGCGAGAUGGUUAAUUUCGGGGAGAGGCCAAAGCAGAACCUAAAAACUCUAACCCCUACCCUACCCAUCCUCCCACCACUGUAUGCAGCCAUCCUCCACCCUGGAUUGGUGUAAACCCUGUCCUCAACGUCCCCACCACACACACACACACACACACACACUCACUCACUCGUAGUUCAUGAUAGCCUUCAUUCUCUGAGAUGUUCUAGAUUUUUGUGUUCCAUCCUCAGAUCCUUACCACCCUCUCCCUUCUAUAUGGUCUCCAGCGUUGAUUUGAGUCAGGCACCACCUGUCAACUUGUCAGCUUUUAGAUGUUCAAUGCCACUGAGUCUGCUAAAUUUAACGAUUACAUUUUCAGUUUGAGAAUUCUCUUUGGUUCUUCCUAUCUGUCUGGUCAUUUUUGAUAACAUCUUGUUCCUUCAUUCAUACAUUCAACAUCUUUUUCAUUUCUUUAAAUGUAUUAAGAAAUGUACUUUAUUUUCUGUAUCUGGUAUUUCCAAGUCAUCAGCAUUUUGUGGGUCUGAUUCUGUAGCUUUUUGGGGUUUUUGUUUUUUUGUUUUAACUCUUCCUCAGGAUGGCUUGUUUACUGGGCCCAUGUUCCUUGGAAUUUUAUCUUUGGAAAAUUUUUUAAGACCUGAGUUUAAAGCUUACACCUUCAGAGAGAAUUUGUGUUUGCUUUUGUCCGACUGCUGAUGUUCCUGAUCAAACUCAGGUCACUUCGGAUUUUCAACUUGAGUAUUUUGAGAGGUGAUUGGAAACGACAUGUGUGGUGUGGUUUAGCCAGACUGCAACCCUAUGAUGAGGAAUAGGCAGGAGAGACUUUCUGGGGUUUUCUCCCCUUUACCCAAAGCCAAGGCUGAGACAGGCAAGUACACCCACAGUCCCUCUCUGUGGAGCAAAGUUUCUUUCUAGGUCACUUACUGAGGAUGUUGCCUCAACAAGUCUUGGCUUUGUGCAGAGGCCUUGGAUUACACACACACACACACAGCUUGGGCCCUAAGCUUUAUCUCAUGCCUUCCACAAAGUGUAGCCCAUUCCUUUUGUACUAGGACAUCUAGUCCACCUUAUUGCCUGAAGUGGAAACCUCCAGAUUCUUAAAUUCAUCUCAGUAGUAACCUUUGUGAUGCUCAGCAGAAGGAGCAUAGAGAAUCAUCCCAUUCUAGUACCUGCUUAAUUUAUAAUUAGAAGUGAAAGGAAUUGAGAAUAGAAAUAUUAUAUAAAAGAAAUGGAUAGUAGAACCAAAACAAGAGAGUCUUGUGACAGGCUUACAUCUGGAAAUUAAAGAGUGUUUACGAAUAGGAUAAAUGUCACAGAGAACUAAGUUAACAAACAUAGACUUCACCUAUGACAUAACUGGUCUGUUAUCAUCGAGUCACUUUGCCUCUCUGUGCUUCAGUUUCUGUAUUUGCAACAUAAAAAUAACAAGGCUUUUUAACAUCAGGCUUCAUUAUGUGGACUGAACACAGUAAGAUGUGUGAACUAAUCUUGGAAAGUGUGAUGCAAUAUACAAACGCAGAGCUGUAAAAGAGAUACUUUGACAAUGUUGUGCUUUUUUAAAUCUGUUCUUAUGUAUUCAUUAAAAGGAAUGAUUUUUUGUCAUUAGUUAAUUCAUUAUGCAUUUAUCCAAUCAAACAUUUAUUGAGCAUUUCCUCUAUCCUAGAUAUAAUGCUAUGCAUUAGAUUAUGCUUCUUCAAGAACACACAGUCUAUUAGAGAAAACAAUUCAUAGCCAACUAAUUUAUUAUAAACGUAGUUGUAAUAAGUUCAUCUCCUUAAAACUAUUCUAAAAUUCUGAUUUAUCACUAGUUCUAACUAACCUUCCUUUACUCCUUCCGAAUUAGUGUUCUGUGAUGAAAAGUUACUAUCAGCAUAAUUACAUAUAAUAAAACAUACACCAAGUAUUGUGAUUAUAUGGUAAAAAUAACCAAGACCAAAUACAGUCAUUGAGGCUUCAGUACUUUUUAAAUACUAUUUUACAUUUAGUAAAAACCCAUCUUUCCAUUUUUACAGCCUCCUUUAAAUGUCAAAUUAAAGAAAAUGAAUAAUUAAAAAUAUUAUUUUAUAUCAAUGACCAACAGUAAGUAAGCAUUCAGUUAGCAAAAACUGAAUGCUCUGAAGGUAUUAAGAAAAAAGCUAUUUAUCACUAAAUAAGAUGUGCCGAUAAGCAACCUCUUUGGGAACUUUUAUCUGCCUUAUUUUGGCUUUCCUGGUAUACUUCACUAUAUUUUCUCCAUUUUAUCAUUAAAUUUUGGGUCACAAGUCUAAGACAAAGGAGAUUCUGUACUCAAAAUUUGCAUGAUUACUUCUAUUUUCCCAUAAAAAAUAAUUUGGGUAGCAUUUCCUAUAAGCUAAUUCUUCUAAUUUAACCACGGAAUCUUAAAUCCAAUCUCAAAACUCAAAGCACAAAAAUUAUCUAGGUUUUGAUCUUAGUAUAAAAUAUUUUCAAUAAUUAUAAAAUGAGAAUUAUAUGCCCUUAGAAUGUACACUGUUUUUAACCUAUUAAAUUGGCCAAUAUUGCCAACCAUUAUUUGCUUGAACUGCAUUAUUAGGUAUUCAUAUGCACAUACUCAAUUAAGAAAAAGUUAGCAAGCCAAGACUACAUUCCCUGUAGCAUUAUUUUAAAUUAUGAUGAGCGACCACAUAAAACUCUCUAGCAUUUCUCAAAAGCAAUUAUUACUUACCCUACUUCAUAGUGUUAAUCUAAAUCAGCAACCGUUGAUAUUUGAACUUUUUUGCUUAAAUGUUUACUUUUUUAUAUUUUCCUGAAUAAGAUUAAUUUGUGAAAAUCUCUACUGCACAAUUUUAAAAAGGAACUAAUUUGGCAAUACUUACAUUGUGAAAUAUGUUUUAGGCAGAUGAGUGCUGUGUAUUUAUAAAAAAUCUGUUGUCCUGAAUAUUUGUUUAAUAUUAUCUUUUGAUUUUAAAAUGGUAUAUAUGUGGAUUUAUGAAGAAGCAAAUUAUCUUGAAAAGAUCUUAGGUGACAUGCAAGCGCUUUGUAAGCCAGUUUUAAUUUUUUUUUAAUUUACCACAAGCCAGUAAAUCAACUUUUAAAGCACA
Messenger RNA from Camelus dromedarius (Arabian camel), 6972 nucleotides. Its product is annotated as cytochrome P450 7B1. Gene Ontology annotation, biological process: cholesterol homeostasis; bile acid biosynthetic process. The coding region runs from base 168 to 1676 and encodes 502 amino acids. NCBI's taxonomy places the organism in Eukaryota, Metazoa, Chordata, Mammalia, Artiodactyla, Camelidae. The record is from RefSeq and is a predicted model, not a curated record. Gene Ontology annotation, molecular function: heme binding; iron ion binding; oxysterol 7-alpha-hydroxylase activity. The transcript has 6 exons.